Coniophora puteana RWD-64-598 SS2 is the source of this 189-nucleotide messenger RNA. RefSeq lists its product as uncharacterized. NCBI's taxonomy places the organism in Eukaryota, Fungi, Basidiomycota, Agaricomycetes, Boletales, Coniophoraceae. Bases 1 to 189 code for a protein of 62 amino acids. The record is from RefSeq and is a predicted model, not a curated record. The transcript is spliced from 2 exons.
AUGCUCCCUUCUCACACCCAUUCGCCGCAUCUUCUCACUCUCACUCUUACACCAUGUAGAACACCCAUUUACAUAUGUGCAUUCACAGGCUGCAACAGGCUCUUCCCUAACCGAGACAGGCUCAUGUUUCACCGCAAGCGUGACCACGAGUCUGAGGAUACAAGUGCGAUAGUUACUUGGAACGAGUAA